CCACGCCCCUCGGGCCCUCGGCCUCCUCUUCCUCCUCCUGGGCGGGGAAUCCUGCCCUGCGCUCCUUCGCGGGGGCCACCGGUCGCCCCCGCCUCCGGGACCUGCACCUAGGGCGCGCGAGAUGGACACCCAAGAUCUAGAUUUCUGAACUUCCAUCAGGACAGGUCACAUGUACAAGCCUUCAGAAUUCUGGGGAGGCCAGCCUGAGCUGAAGUGAGAGAAGAGAGAUGCUGGCCUGACAAGGUGUCUGCUGGCUUACACUGAUGACCCACACACAUCUACAUACCUGGAUGCUCAAGCACCAAGACGUUGAUUUGGGAGUCCUCGGCGUGCAGUAGAGCCUCGCUGGGGGAAAUGUCAGCUUGGACCAUGGGCUCCCGCGGUCUGGACAAGCGAGGAAGUUUCUUUAAGCUCAUUGACACAAUUGCCUCGGAGAUCGGAGAACUGAAACAGGAGAUGGUGCAGACAGAUGUCAGCCUGGAAAAUGGCCUGGAACCUUCUGAAACCCACAGCAUGGUAAGACACAAGGAUGAUGGUUAUUCUGAGGAUAAGGAUGGGAAGAUGUGUGCCCGGGACUCUGGCUAUGACAGUCUCUCGAACAGGCUCAGCAUUCUGGACCGUCUCUUGCACACCCACCCCAUAUGGCUGCAGCUGAGUCUGAGUGAGGAGGAGGCGGCAGAAGUCCUACAGUCCCAGCCUCCAGGGAUCUUCUUGGUCCGUAAAUCCUCCAAAAUGCAGAGGAAAGUCCUCUCCCUUCGCCUGCCCUGUGAAUUUGGCGCUCCACUCAAAGAGUUUGCUAUAAAGGAAAGCACAUAUACCUUUUCCCUGGAAGGCUCAGGAAUCAGCUUUGCAGAUUUAUUCCGGCUCAUUGCUUUCUACUGCAUCAGCAGAGAUGUUCUGCCAUUCACCUUGAAGUUGCCUUAUGCCAUUUCAACAGCCAAGUCCGAGGCUCAGCUUGAAGAACUAGCCCAGCUGGGACUAAAUUUUUGGAGCUCCUCAGCUGACAACAAACCCCCAAACCUCCCACCUCCCCAUAGGCCUCUCUCGUCCACCGGCAUCUGUCCUGCCUCCUUGCGUCAGCUCUGCCUUAUAAAUGGAGUGCAUUCUAUAAAAACCAGGACGCCUUCGGAGCUGGAGUGCAGCCAGACCAACGGAGCCUUGUGUUUUAUUAAUCCUCUUUUCUUGAAAGUGCACAGCCAGGACCUCAGCGGAGGCCUGAAGCGGCUGAGCACAAGGACUCCCAACGCUAAUGGCACUGAGAGACCUCGGUCCCCCCCACCCAGGCCCCCGCCACCCGCUAUUAAUAGUCUGCACACAAGCCCUAGGCUGUCCAGGACUGAACCCCAGACGAGCAUGCCAGAAACAGUCAACCAUAGCAAACAUGGGAACGUAGCUCUGCUUGGAACAAAACCAACUCCCAUCCCUCCACCCCGCCUGAAGAAGCAGGCUUCUUUUCUGGAAGCGGAAGGCUGCGCCAAGACCUUGAGCGCCUCCCGGCCCAGCCAGAGCUCAGAGCCGGAGCUGGGCACAGCUGGGAGCGCAGGUGGAGCCCCGCCUGAGGACGCCCCCGAGGAUUGCACAAGGGCCAGGGCGCAGCCUCCCGGCUCUGAAUCACAGUCCCCGUGCCAUGGAGGCAGGCAGAGGUUGAGCGACAUGAGCCUUUCCACUUCCUCCUCCGACUCGCUGGAGUUCGACCGGAGCAUGCCCCUUUAUGGCUAUGAGGCAGACACCACCAGCAGCCUGGAGGACUACGAAGGCGAGAGUGACCAGGAGACCAUGGCUCCCCCCAUCAAGUCCAAGAAGAAGAGAAACAGCUCUUUUGUGUUGCCCAAGCUCGUCAAGUCCCAGCUACGAAAGAUGAGCGGGGUGUUCAGCUCCUUCAUGACUCCAGAGAAGCGGAUGGUCCGCAGGAUCGCAGAGUUGUCCCGGGACAAAUGCACCUAUUUCGGGUGCCUGGUGCAGGACUAUGUGAGCUUCCUGCAGGAGAACAAGGAGUGCCACGUGUCUAGCACCGACAUGCUGCAGACCAUCCGGCAGUUUAUGACCCAGGUCAAGAACUACUUGUCUCAGAGCUCUGAGCUGGACCCCCCCAUUGAGUCAUUGAUCCCCGAAGACCAAAUUGAUGUGGUGUUGGAGAAGGCCAUGCACAAGUGCAUCUUGAAGCCCCUCAAGGGCCACGUGGAGACCAUGCUGAAGGACUUCCACACAGCUGAUGGCUCAUGGAAACAACUCAAGGAAAACUUGCAACUCGUGCGGCAGAGGAACCCGCAAGAGUUGGGGGUCUUCGCCCCGACUCCUGAUUUGGUGGAACUGGAGAAAAUCAAGGUUAAGUUCAUGACCAUGCAAAAGAUGUAUUCACCAGAAAAGAAAGUCAUGCUGCUGCUGCGGGCCUGCAAGCUCAUCUACACUGUCAUGGAGAGUAACUCAGGGAGGAUGUAUGGUGCAGAUGACUUCUUGCCAGUCCUGACUUAUGUGAUAGCUCAGUGUGACAUGCUUGAAUUGGACACUGAAAUUGAGUACAUGAUGGAGCUCCUAGACCCCUCGCUGUUGCACGGAGAAGGAGGCUAUUACUUGACUAGCGCCUAUGGAGCACUGUCUCUGAUAAAGAAUUUCCAAGAAGAGCAAGCAGCAAGACUACUCAGCUCAGAGACCAGGGAUACCCUGCGGCAGUGGCACAAGCGGAGAACCACCAACCGGACCAUCCCCUCUGUAGAUGACUUUCAGAAUUACCUCCGAGUUGCAUUCCAAGAGGUCAACAGUGGCUGCACAGGAAAGACCCUCCUCGUGAGACCAUACAUCACCACAGAGGAUGUAUGUCAGCUCUGUGCUGAAAAGUUUAAGGUGGAGGACCCUGAGGAAUACAGCCUCUUUCUCUUCGUUGAUGAAACGUGGCAGCAGUUGGCCGAGGACACUUACCCUCAAAAGAUCAAGGCUGAGCUGCACAGCCGGCCUCAACCCCAUAUCUUCCACUUUGUCUACAAGCGCAUCAAGAGUGAUCCUUAUGGUGUCAUUUUCCACAAUGGGGAAGACCUCACUCCCUCAUAGAAGGCACAUGGGACUUGCUCUUGAUGCAUCCAAAAGGGAGCUAGGAGCCUGGUCCUCUGGCUGCCACAUGUUUAAGCUUGGAAGACAGCCACCUCCUUGAGGACCCCUCAGUUCAGCGACUAAGCCAGCCACAGGCUAACCUGGUUAAGGGGAUCUUUUAGACACACUGCCCAGACAAGUUUGCUGAGCUUCUCAAAAUAGUGAGAUUCUCCUCCAGAAAUGGAGAAUUGCAUCUGAUGGUUCAAAUGUCCUCAGAAUGCUGGCUUCUUGGUCCUAGUCAGGUUCUAGGUUGGCUUACAUGUAUGUAUAUGUGCUGAGGAAACAUUUAAGGUACAAGCUCUUUUCUUGGAUUCAUAGCAGGUGUUGACAAUACUGUCCGAUGCAGUGCGUCAGGUACUUCUCGGUUCUUUGGAUGGCUCCAUCCUUCCCCCUCUCCUUUCUUCUUCGUUCCUUCUUUUUCUUCCUUCUUUCAUUCCUUCCUUCUAUCCUCUCUUUUUUUAUAAAGAGCCUUUUGUUUUUAUAUAUUUCAUAGAAAAUUUUUAUAGCAGUUGCAGGUAAACUGUCAGAAUUUGUUUUUAAAAUAUUUUUGUAACUUUAAAGUAUUCUAUAAUUAUGCAUGUGAUUUAACAUUUAAUAUUUGAAGAUAAAUCUCUUGCUGGAUUUGAGAGUAUUGCAUUUUAGAUGUCUCUUUUCUGUAACUGGAUGUUUUGGCAACUUUGUGGGGAGAGACUGCUGGGUUUUCUUAAAGCAGUGUAUUCCUGACACUGGCCACAGACUGCCUUUGGAAAUCUGACGUACUGUUAUCCUGUUCAUGUGUAGUGGUGUUGUGCUAUUUGUUUUUGUUUUGUUUUUGUUUUGUUUAGUUCUGAAGUACAUGAUUCUGAGAAUAAGGAGAGAAAUGAAUGUAGAGAGAGGUAGAGAGAGAAACACAGACUCUAAGGAAUGGCUGAGGAAUGUAGUGUGCAGUUUCAGGCUCUUCGGAGUACAUCAGAAAAGGAGUCAGGAGGAAGCCUCUGUGAUAAAGUACUGUAAGUAUGUGCUGUAGCGAGAUUCGGCAAAAUUCUGGUCCGUGUGUGGUCUACUUUGGGAGACAAGUUUGAAAAUUCCACAAAGAAAAGUAAAUCAAGGCUAGCUCCCCCCACCUGCCCCCCCAUUUCAUAAACGCAAACUAACAGCAUCCAACUGUUUAGAAGCAGAAAACAAGUAAUAUAUAAUGUGGCUGUUGCUGAGUUAAAUAAGAUGCUGUUGGGAAAAGAGUGCACCAAAAGAAAACCUUCUGUUUUGUAAGAAUAUAAGGUGGCUGGGAAUGUGGCUCAGUGGUAGAGCUAGUGUGCACAAGGCACUGGGUUCCAUCCCCAGCACCACAAAGCAAACAAAACACACAGAAACCCAUAUAUAAGAAUAAGGUGGAUGUGUGAAGUUAGAUUCAUGUUUUAUAAAACCAGUUGAUUGGCACAUACUACAAGGGUCUUGUGUCAGUAUAAUACAGGUUAUUUAAAAGAAAUUCGAGUUACUGUACUGUGUGAGGACACAGGCAUCUGAUUUGGUGGGCCUUGUACCUGCCCCUUCCAGCCUUGACUUUUAUUGUAGUAGAACCUUCAGCACAUUCUGUGUUGUACUUCCUUUUGUAAAUGAUUUUUAAAUGGAAUUUUGCACAUAAUACAUUGUAAUACUGUAAAAUAAUCUUGUGUAAAAAUAAUUUUUGCAAUAUUC
Nannospalax galili (Upper Galilee mountains blind mole rat) is the source of this 4758-nucleotide messenger RNA. It is a transcript of the gene Rin2, whose product is annotated as Ras and Rab interactor 2. Gene Ontology annotation, molecular function: guanyl-nucleotide exchange factor activity; small GTPase binding. Lineage: Eukaryota; Metazoa; Chordata; Mammalia; Rodentia; Spalacidae. Gene Ontology annotation, biological process: signal transduction; vesicle-mediated transport. The coding region runs from base 355 to 3045 and encodes 896 amino acids. The transcript is spliced from 14 exons. Gene Ontology annotation, cellular component: endocytic vesicle; cytosol. The record is from RefSeq and is a predicted model, not a curated record.